AUGACUAAAGGCCUCAGUGUGAAGGGAAAAACGGGUUACAUAGGUGGAACUGUUGUGAAGCCUACCAAUCCAUCUGACUUACCUCAUUGGAUCCGCUGCGAUGAUCUGGUGGGUAGUUGGAUUUCCAAUUCAGUGGAUCCAGAAAUUCGUUCCAGUACCAUGAAUUUCCCAUCAGCACGAGAACAAUGGCUCGAGAUCAAGUCAAGGUUUUCUCAUCAUAAUGCAUCCGAACUGUAUGCAUUGAAGCAGUCCAUUGCAACUUUGAAACAAGAUCACUUGAGCGUUGCGAUGUAUUACACCCAUCUUAAAUCGCUAUGGGAUCAGCUGGAUGCUUUCAGACCUAUUAAACCAUGUAUCUGUGGCGCAGAAAAGAAUUAUGUGAACAACCACAAUCAAGACAGAUCGAUGGAGCUCUUGCAGGGAUUACAUGAUCGUUUUUCUUCUAUGCGCAGCCAAAUUCUUCUCAUGGAGCCUAUGCCAUCACCUGCUAAGAUUUAUUAUCAUGUCAGGAAGGAGGAGGAGCAACAAGGUAUUACUUCUUCUUCUACAACCUCUGUUGAAUCUGCGACUUUUAAUAUUUCUCGUAGUGAUCACCGGAACCCUAGAGCUUUUCCCAAUAAUGGUAACAAUAAGCGGCAACGCCCCUUUUGUGACCAUUGCAACAAAUAUGGCCACACCAAGACCACAUGUUGGAAGUUGAAUGGAUAUCCUAAGGAUUUGCCAAAUCCUAAAGAUUCAGAAUCAUUCCAUGUUGCUGCUAUGGAUGCUCCUGCUGCAUCUGCUGCACCAAACAUCAGUGCUUCUCAAUAUGCAUGA
Molecule: messenger RNA, 816 nt
Organism: Papaver somniferum (opium poppy)
Lineage: Eukaryota; Viridiplantae; Streptophyta; Magnoliopsida; Ranunculales; Papaveraceae
Exons: 1
Coding region: 1-816 (271 amino acids)
Source: RefSeq, a predicted model, not a curated record